Molecule: messenger RNA, 1301 nt
Organism: Drosophila busckii
Lineage: Eukaryota; Metazoa; Arthropoda; Insecta; Diptera; Drosophilidae
Product: lipase 3
Exons: 3
Biological process (GO): lipid metabolic process
Molecular function (GO): hydrolase activity, acting on ester bonds
Source: RefSeq, a predicted model, not a curated record
AUAAAAAAUACAAUUACUAAAAUAAAAGAUAGUAAAUUAACUGAAGUGGGUAGUAAACUUAAAGGUCCUAAACUAAAUUCGAUCGGCAUUCUUAAGUCGCACAAUUAUACAACGGAAACUCAUACGGUUACCACUAGUGAUGGCUUUAUACUGACCAUGUUCCGUAUACCGCCGAGGGAGCCAAAGGAGAACGCACCCAUUGUCUUUAUGCAGCACGGAAUGACGGCCACGUCGGAUAUUUAUUUGCUCAACGGUCCCAAUAAUGGCUUAGCCUAUAUGCUAGCUGAUGUGGGCUAUGAUGUGUGGCUGGGCAAUGCGCGAGGCACUCGAUAUGGUCGAAGACACACAAAGCUCAGUCCCAAAAUGAAGGAAUUUUGGCAGUUUAGCUGGCAUGAGAUUGGCACCAUUGAUGUGCCUGAAUCUAUAGAUCAUGUGUUGAAGCUUACCGGUCAGGAUGCUGUGCAUUAUGUGGGGCACUCACAAGGUGGAUCCACCUAUUUAGUAAUGAUUUCCAUGAAGCCAGAGUACAAUCAGAAAAUGAAGACGGUGUCACUGCUUGCUCCUGCCGUCUACAUGAAAGGUCUAAAACUACCCAAAGUCUUGACUACUUACCUAACUGCACGUGGCGAUGCGGAGUUCAUGCCAUCGAGAACCUUAUUGAAGACGAUAGAGCCGCUACUAUGCGAUGUGAAUAAUAAGGUGUGCUCCAAACUUUAUUUCUUGACGGGUCGUGAUUCGGAUGCAACCAAUCGUACUAUAUUGCCUUUGUUGCUGGCCACACAUCCAGGUGGCGCAUCCACCAGACAACCACUUCACUAUUGGCAACUGUCCAAAUCGGAUAACUUUGCGCAGUUCGACUUUGGCGAAGCGGAAAACCAAAAACGUUAUGGACAAGAAAAGCCACCCGAGUAUAAAUUAUCAAAUAUUAAUAAGAAGGCAUGGAUCAGCAUAUUCUAUGGCAAGAAUGAUGAAAGGGUUUCCAAGAGUAGUAUAAUGAGACUGCAGAAACAAUUGCAUCGUCCAAUUAUGAAUGAAAUGCCAAAGGGCUGGAAUCAUCUGGAUUUUGUGAUAGCCAAUGAUGUUAAAGAACAUGUUAAUAUACCCAUAAUACAAAAAGCCAAUGGGUAUGAGAACAGGCAUAAAGGAAGAAAAAAUAAGAAGAAGAAGAAAGAGGUUGCAAAUAAUACUGAAACCGAAUCGUAGACAGAGGCUUUGUAUUUCAAAUAUUUACUAUAUAUUAUUACUAUACGUUUUAAUUAGUUGGAAUGUUUACAGUUUAUAAUAAAAUAUAAAUCAAGCAU